AUGACCAAUUCGCAGACUCCUCGUUUCGAGACCCUCCAGCUCCAUGCUGGCCAGGAACCCGACCCCACCACCAAUGCGCGCGCAGUGCCCAUCUACGCCACGACGUCCUACAACUUCAAUGACUCGGCCCACGGCGCCCGCCUCUUCGGCCUCAAGGAAUUCGGCAACAUCUACAGCCGCAUCAUGAACCCCACAGUCGACGUCUUUGAAAAGCGCAUCGCCGCCCUGGAGGGCGGCGUCGCCGCUGUGGCCGCCGCCUCGGGCCAGGCCGCCCAGUUCAUGGCCAUCUCGGCGCUCGCCCACGCCGGCGACAACAUCGUGUCCACCAGCAAUCUGUACGGCGGCACCUACAACCAGUUCAAGGUGCUCUUCCCGCGCCUCGGCAUCACCACCAAGUUCGUCCAGGGCGACGACCCGGCCGCCAUCGCCGCCGCCAUCGACGACCGCACCAAGGCCGUCUACGUCGAGACCAUCGGGAACCCGCGCUACAACGUGCCGGACUUCGAGGCCAUUGCUGCGGUUGCCCAUGCCAAGGGAGUUCCUCUCGUCCUAAGAAGCGAAAAAGGUAGACAACACCUUCGGCGCAGGCGGCUACUUCUGCCGCCCCAUCGAGCACGGCGCCGACAUCGUCGUGCACAGCGCCACCAAAAUGAUCGCGACACGGCACGACGAUUGGCGGGAGUGAUCGUGACAGCGGCAAGUUCGACUAGAGCAGCGCACGCGGCGCGGUUCCCGCAGUUCGUCGAGCCGUCUGAGAGCUACCACGGGCUGAAGUUCUGGGAGACGUUCGGGAGCAUUGCGUUUGCGAUCCGCGUGCGCGUCGAGAUCCUGCGCGACCUCGGCGCCGCGCUGAAUCCGUUCGCCGCCCAGCAGCUGCUCCUGGGCCUGGAGACGCUGAGUCUGCGCGCCGAGCGCCACGCCGCCAACGCCGUCGCCCUGGCGCGCUGGCUGCGCGCCAACGAGCAUGUCAGCUGGGUGUCGUAUCCUGGGUUGGAGGAUCAUCCCAGCCAUGCCACUGCCAAGCGGUAUCUGACGCGCGGGUUUGGCGGCGUGCUGUCGUUUGGGGUGAAGGGCGGUGCGGCGGCGGGGAGUCAGGUGGUCGAUGGGUUCAAGUUGAUUUCGAAUCUUGCCAAUGUCGGCGACUCCAAAACCCUCGCCAUCCACCCCUGGUCCACCACCCACGAGCAGCUCACCGACCAGGAAAAGCUGGAUUCUGGUGUGACCGAGGACGCCAUUCGCAUUUCCGUCGGCACGGAACAUAUCGACGAUAUCAUUGCCGACUUUGAGCAGUCGUUCAAGGCUUCCCGCGCCGCUGGCACCCAGUAG
This is a messenger RNA of Aspergillus terreus NIH2624, 1326 nucleotides long. Its product is annotated as O-acetylhomoserine aminocarboxypropyltransferase/cysteine synthase family protein. The transcript has 6 exons. NCBI's taxonomy places the organism in Eukaryota, Fungi, Ascomycota, Eurotiomycetes, Eurotiales, Aspergillaceae. Gene Ontology annotation, biological process: transsulfuration. The coding region runs from base 1 to 1326 and encodes 441 amino acids. Gene Ontology annotation, molecular function: pyridoxal phosphate binding; transferase activity, transferring alkyl or aryl (other than methyl) groups. The record is from RefSeq and is a predicted model, not a curated record.